Molecule: messenger RNA, 4349 nt
Organism: Cololabis saira (Pacific saury)
Lineage: Eukaryota; Metazoa; Chordata; Actinopteri; Beloniformes; Belonidae
Gene: gusb
Product: glucuronidase, beta
Exons: 12
Coding region: 63-1991 (642 amino acids)
Biological process (GO): glucuronoside catabolic process; carbohydrate metabolic process
Molecular function (GO): carbohydrate binding; beta-glucuronidase activity
Source: RefSeq, a predicted model, not a curated record
GUGACUUGGAGCAGGAAACCGCGCAUGUUUCGCAGGAGUUUGCAGCAGAGAAGUGGAAGAAAAUGCGUCCGGUUGCCAGGCUUCUCGUCCUCCGUGUUUUCUGGCUCUUUGCCGGCUUUGCCGCGGUGUUACCGCUCAGCACCGGCAUGCUGUUCCCCCGCGAGUCCGCCUCCAGAGAGGUGAAGCGGCUGGAUGGGCUGUGGGUGUUCAGGGCCGACCGGUCCCCGAACCGGAACCAGGGCUUCGACCAGGCUUGGUACAAAAGUCGCCUGGCAGAGACGGGUCCUGUGAUCGACAUGCCAGUUCCUGCCAGCUACAACGACAUCACGCAGGACCCCACAUUGAGAGAUUUCGUCGGCUGGGUGUGGUACGAGCGGGAGGUGGUGGUGCCGACCCGCUGGAUCACGGACAAGGGCACACGAGUGGUUCUCAGAGUGGGAAGUGCCCACUAUCAUUCAGUAGUGUGGCUGAAUGGAGUUAAAGUGACAGAACAUGAAGGUGGUCAUCUUCCUUUUGAGGCUGAGAUUGGCAGUUUCCUGAGGAAGGAGCCCGCCAUGCCGUGCAGGAUCACCAUCGCUGUCAACAACACUCUGACGCUGCAGACUCUUCCCCCAGGGACCAUUCAGUUCAUGAACGACCGCACAAGGUAUCCUGAAGGGUUUUUUGUGCAAAACAUCAACUUUGAUUUCUUCAACUAUGCGGGGAUACACCGUCCUGUACUGCUCUAUACCACUCCUAAAGCAUAUGUGGAUGACAUCACGGUGGUGACAGACUUCUUGGAUAACACUGGACUUGUUAAAUACAAAGUGUCAGUCCAAGGUACAGCUGCUGUGAAGGUCACUUUGAUGGACAAACAAGGCCACUGUGUGGCUUCCUCCAACGGGUCAUCAGGACAGCUCAAAGUGGUCGAUGUUAAGCUGUGGUGGCCGUUUCUGAUGCACGAGAAUCCAGGUUAUCUUUACUCUCUGGAGGUUCGAUUAUCGUCGGCCGAUGAGAAUGAGGAUGUUUAUACUCUGCCGGUUGGGAUCCGCACGAUCAGCGUCACCAGCACCCAGUUCCUCAUCAAUAAUAAACCCUUCUAUUUCCAUGGAGUCAAUAAGCACGAGGACUCUGAUAUCCGAGGUAAAGGUUUUGACUGGCCCCUAAUCGUCAAGGACUUUAAUCUACUGAAGUGGUUGGGGGCCAACUCGUUCCGCACCAGUCACUACCCCUACGCCGAGGAGAUCCUGCAGAUGUGCGACCGCCAUGGCAUCGUGGUGAUAGACGAGUGCCCUGGAGUCGGCAUCAAAGACAUUCGCAGUUUCGGAAACGCCUCUCUGGCCCAUCACUUGGUUGUCAUGGACGAGCUUGUGGGCAGGGACAAGAACCAUCCCUCUGUGGUCAUGUGGUCCGUCGCCAAUGAGCCUGCCGCAGAGAUGCCACCUGCUGAAGUUUAUUUCAAGACCCUGAUAGCUCAUACCAAAGCUCUGGACCCGACCCGUCCCGUCACUUACAUCACAGACAGUAACUAUGCAAGGGAUAAAGGAGCUCCCUAUGUGGAUGUGAUCUGUGUAAACAGCUACUUCUCCUGGUAUCAUGAUCCAGGCCAUUUGGAGGUCAUCCCGAUCCAGCUCAACACCCAGUUUGAGAACUGGUACGGAAAAUACAAGAAGCCCAUCAUCCAGAGCGAGUACGGGGCAGAUGCAGUGUCGGGGGUUCACAGUGAUCCGCCCAUGAUGUUUACUGAGGAGUACCAGAAGUUGGUCCUGCAGAGCUACCACAGCGUGUUUGACCAGAAGAGGAAGCAGUACGUCAUCGGUGAACUCAUCUGGAACUUCGCUGACUUCAUGACUGUACAAGGGAUCACCCGUGUGGUGGGGAACAAGAAGGGUGUUUUCACCCGCCAAAGGCAACCCAAAGAAGCCGCAUUUAUCUUGAAGGAGAGGUACUGGAGACUGGCUAAUGAAACGGGCAUGCUCCCUAUCUGGACCAAGUACCCCUGUCCCCUCUGACACUCUGACACCAGGGUCCAGGUACGCCUUCCAGGAUGAGGUCAAGCUCAGAAGAAAAUCAGAUGAAUAUUUCUUCUGAUACGCUUCAUGUCAAAUCAUCGUGAAUCAGAAAGAAGAACAUCUUCCUACAUCCAUAUACUGUGCCAGAAUUAGUUUUUAUUAGAGUUCUAAUUCAGAGUUGAAUAUAAUUAUAAAUACGGUUUUUCACAGACUGACUGCCUCAAUCUGGAGCCGAUCAGUGUCACUAUGGGAUAUUUUUUCAGACCUCUGAUGCAACUUACUUCUGUUGUUGAUUCUUCAUACAGGUUUUUGCCUUUAUUUUUAUUUUUUUUUUAUUUCAGAACAUUAAACAAACCUCAAACUGGUUAGGAUCAGCUUGGUUUAGUGAUGGCACUACUUUGUGUAGUUGUCUGAACUUCAACGUCUGAGUAAAGUAGAAAUAGAUGAUUAAAACAACCGACUGUAUAAGAUUACCGGUAGGUUUGACGAUCAAGAAAGAUCAUUGUUCUCUGCUCUUGUAUGGUGACUGACAGAUCUCCGACUAUCUCAAACGAACCACACUAACGGACCAGGCAGACUGCUCACACCUGUAGGUGUGCUCUCUGGAUUUAGCACCAACAUGUUGUAACUUGCACUAUCGAGACAUCACCGGCUGAAGAUGCUGUCAGGCUGGUGACCGUGAUGGCAGGGGAGUCGGCAUUAACUUGCUACAGCAGUCUCUCAGCCCUGUCACUCACCUGUAAUGGUAGAGGGGGACAUUUAUACAAGCUGCAUGUUUUAAGUAUAACAGAAUAAAAUAACAGAUUUGGAGAGAAGCAGAGCAGGAACCUUUUGAGUGUAACAGCAAAGAAUUGACAGAGACAAGUUUAAAAACAAAAACAUUACAGUAUAGGUAAAACAUUAGAGCUGAUGGAGAGUGUAUUUCUCUUCCGUCACUGUCUGCACAUAUAGACCCAGAAAACCCUGAGCUGGUCUCCAUCCCUUCCAACAUCUGGUGUCGUCAUGCAGCCAGUUCUUCAUCACAAUAAUCCUCACUCAACAAUUUAAGAGUGAAGCUUUGCAGAUCUGCACUAGUGCUGUCAGACACACAGCUGACAUGAACUUCUCCAAAGCUAAACGCAGUAGAUGUAACAACUACAGUCUUGGAGACGGGAUUGGCUUUUGUUCACAUAAAAACCUACACAGCUACGUCACAGAGUCCCAAUUACAUGAACAUAAAAACUCUAAAACACAACAGUUCUCAUGUUAAAGAAACUUUAACAUGAAUGUUUUCCUGAAAAUCUUUGAAUGUACUGUACUCGGACUACAAGAAUUAAAUCGCCGACACUAUAACUUUAUAAGGCGAUAUGCAACACUUUGUUAAAUAUAUUGGCAGUUUCUGAUGCCAAUAAAACUGAUUACUGCUGCGAGUUGCAUUGUACAGUAAAAUACAUGACUGUCAUGUACGCUGUCCUCAGAACAGACUGAAGUGAAGACUGGCGACCUGUCCAGGAUUAAACCGGUAUAGAAAAUGACUGGAUGGAUGAAAGUGUUUAGUUUUCAAAUCUUUCACAAGAGCACAUGGCAUGACAAAUGCACAGGAGUCAUUUCUCUUGCCAUGUACACCGUUUUCUUAAAUUAAUAAAGCGCUAUAUAAAUAAAAAAAAUAAAUGUAUUAUUAAUGUUUUUUUUGGGCCGCUGGGUGGCACAGUGGUUAACGCAAGCAGCCCAUGUACUGAGGCUGCAGUCCUUCUGUAACAGUCGCAGGUUGGAGUCCCGGCCUGCGGGCCUUUGCUGCAUGUCGUCCCCAUUCUCUCUCUCUACCCCCUUCCUGUCUAAACCUUGAAUAAAGGCCACUAGAGCCACAAAAUCUUUAAAAAAAAUGUAUGCUGUUUUUGAAUGUCUGUUAACUUGAAUAUGAUAAAAUCAGAAAUGCCUAUUGUACAGCCGCUCGGAUCAUGUUUUAGCUUUUUUUUUAUAUACUGAACAAUAAAAUGUUUUGUAUGUGUAAUGUUAGCCUCAGUAUCAGAACUGUAUCUCAUGACCAAAGUUUUGUAAUUUUUUUGUGAAAAUCAACAGAAAAUACAUUUUGAAAGACUUUAUAAAUGGUGCUUAUUGUAUUUUUUGCCCCGUGUUUUUGUCAAAGUUCAUUUGUAUUUUGAAGACUUUCCUCAAGUCUAAGUGAAUGUUUUCAACAGGCCACAAACAUCUGAAGAGUGUUAACAUGAGUUGGGAUUGAGACAUUGAGAUUGUUGAUGUUGUUGUGAGCGUAAUCAGACUUUUUGCUACAAGCGAUCCACCUGCACCCUGAUCACAUGACUAACCUUUUCUGAUAUAGAGUGAAAUGAUAGUGACCGUAACAUUUUGAAUAAAAUGUGA